AAAAAAUUGCAGCGGCUGCAAGAAAAAAAAAAGUCACACACAGUGAAGAAUAGCUCGCGGAGUUUGCAGUGUGUGGUUUUGGGCUUCCGUUGUUUUUCCCCCUAUCGUUCGGGCCACCAGAAUAUGGACGUGCGGACGGUUCUCGAUGGCUAUUUGCGAAAAGCCGUCCAUCCGAACAAUCAUGAUUUGGACGUGUCGGCAAUCGAUCAGUUCUGUCUGACGCUGAAGAAGGACCCGUCGAAGAUGUCCAUCGCCCGCGAGCUGCUCGUCAGCCGGAUACAGUCGACCAACACGAAGGAAUCGCUGCUUGCCCUCGAGGCGCUGGAAGAAUGUAUGGAAUCGUUGGGGCGCGAGUUCCGGUCGGAGAUCAACAAGUUCCGGUUUCUGAACGAGCUGAUCAAGAUGGUUUCGAAGAAGUACAACGGCGACCAGACACCGCGCGAAGUGUCCGAGCGUAUUCUAAACAUUCUGCUUACCUGGACGAACAAGUACGAUCCGUGCGAUUGCGAUAAAAUACAGGAAGCGUACAAUCUGCUCGCCACGCAAGGGAUCCAGCACCGGUCGCAGCAGAACGUGAUCAUCCGUGGGCCGCCGGCCCGCCACCUGGACGAGCGCGGCGGCCAGAUGCUGGACAAGGAGCAGCAGAAGCUGAAGCAGCUGAUCGCGAGCGGCAAGCCGGAAAACUUCGAAAAGGCGAACCUGCUGAUACAGAACCUGUACCGGGACGAGGAGCGCCGCACGCAGAUGAAGAGCCGCCGGCUGGCGGAGCUGCAGAAGGUGGCGGAAAAUACGAAGCUGCUGGCCGAAAUGCUCGACCAGUACCGGGCGGGCGAAACGUCCGACGACGGGCUGGCGGUGCUGAGCGAAAUUUACGAAUCGUGCGAAAGUGCCCAUCCCACGAUCGUGCGGCUGGCGGAGGAAACGCAGCAUAGCGAAGAAAUGCUCGUUCAGUCUCUUGAGAGCGGAUGCAAGAAUGUAGGCAAAUUCUGGAGUUUAGCUAGCGAAUUUGAGAAAAUAUUUGAAGUGAACGAUGCACUGACGCAAGCGCUAGACAAGUAUCGUGUGAAGGUACUGAACCAGCAGCCGGCAGAACGGGCCACUCUGUCCCAUCCCGUCGAAACGACCGCACCACUACUCCCCACCAUGAGCUACACUCCCAACAUUACCGGUUCGGAUCCACUGGACACGCUGUUCGAUGUGGCCGGCGAGGUGCCGGGCAGUGGCGGCAAAGAGACAGCUACCUCCAACCGCUCCAACUAUGACGAUCUGAGUGACAUAUUUUCGUCGACCGCGCAUGGCAAUGGAGGAACGGUCGGGAACGAUAUACUGCUUCCGGAAGCUGCGGCCAACCAAAGCGCUGCAACCACGUACAGCGGGCUGAAUGGGAUGAAGCCGAACGAAACCAAACCCAAAGAUAAUCUGCUGGAAUUGAAUUCCAUUCUCAGUAGCAUUAAAAACAGGACCAAUGCUUCCCCCUCACCAGUGCUGGGAGCGGCGGUAGGCAGGCCGGCACCGUCGAAAGUACCGGCUCAGAACGGUUCGGUAGCCGGUGCGUCUAGCAAAUCCAUUCCCGAGCUCGAUUCCAUCAUUAGCGGUAUGAAGGCGACGCUUCUCUCCGGAGCGGUACCGCCCGAAGAGUCACCAACUGCUACUACUACUACUACUACUGCUGUUGCCGCCACAAACCCCGAACCGACCGGAUCGGCUGGAUCGGAAGAGGACGAUCCAAUCCUGGCCGCACCGGCGACAACUUCCUCUGCCCUUCCUACCAAAGUAGAGCAACCGGCACCAACACCAACGGAAGCGGUGCCCAGCAGCAAACCGGAACUGAAAGCGCUGGCAGACAUUGUGAUCGAUCUGGACUGCAUUCAGCCGAGCCGGGAACCGUCCCGCACCGUGCUGGACGAUAAGGAGGGCCUGCAGAUUACGCUUAACUUUGCGGCGGACCAUCCCCGACCGGACGUGACGGUGAUCGUCAUCUCGACGAUCAAUCAGGGCCGCACCAGCAUUCCCAGCUUUCAGUUUGACGCGAGCGUGCGGAAACCGUGCAAGCUGCGGCUGCUGCCACCGUCCGCCAGCAGCCUGCCGGGUACGAAACCGUUCCGGCCACCGGCCGACGGCAUUACGCAGGUGCUGCUGCUCGCGAAUCCGACCGGCGAGCCCGUCGAUCUGACCUGCAUCCUAACGUACCUGGUGGGCGACGAUCCGGACCCGAUCAAGGAGUCGAUCGUCAUGCAGGCGGUACCGUCGGUGCGGGAUUGAAGCGUGCCAGCAGAUAAGGCAACCUUCUGUGAUUACGAGAUUACGCAACAUACGCUAGGGCGGUCGGGACUCCCUACUUAAGCAGAAACAGUUUAAACGUUUGCUUGAAAGCUGGGCAGCUUAGUUUAAAUCUCGCGCGCGGCAUCAAGGACGCAAGACACGGACGAAGUCAAUAAUAGGCGGACAUAAUAAGCAUUAAUAAAAGAAAAGUAUAUCUAUAUUGAAGUCAGUUAAA
Molecule: messenger RNA, 2497 nt
Organism: Anopheles merus
Lineage: Eukaryota; Metazoa; Arthropoda; Insecta; Diptera; Culicidae
Gene: Gga
Product: ADP-ribosylation factor-binding protein GGA1
Exons: 6
Coding region: 124-2262 (712 amino acids)
Biological process (GO): vesicle-mediated transport; intracellular protein transport
Cellular component (GO): trans-Golgi network
Molecular function (GO): ubiquitin binding; small GTPase binding; phosphatidylinositol binding
Source: RefSeq, a predicted model, not a curated record